AUGGCUAAUGCCACUUAUCCAUUAGAAUACUUGAGGGACUUUCAAUUUCUUGUUGGAAAUUACAGUUUCCUUAGGAUUGUCAGAGACUCCAGUGAUUAUUCUUUAUAUCAAAGUUCUCGUCUGCUUUUUGAGAAUGAUGAUUUUGAUGAUUAUUACCCAACUAUUGAGAAGCAGAUGAGUCAGAUGGCUGUUCCAGUGAUGGACAGCUACCAGAUACUUGGUCUCGAGGAAAUUAAUUUGCUUCCUUCGGAAUCACCAUUUAGUCUACAGGUGUCUUUAGAUACCAAACAGCAAAUGAACCUGCAGAGUAUAUCUGAUUCCGGUCUUAGUUCUAAACUACAGCAGCUACCCAUUAGUUCGUUGGAGUUUGAUAAUGCUAAAUCGGCUGACUACUUUAUCAGUGCUUUAGGCACUGGGUUUCAAGAGAUCAAGAGAUCCCUCCCAGUCUUAAAAAAGCUAUCACUAUCUGUUUCCAGUCUUCGUUCUCUUCAAGCCUUUAGUAACGUGAUUGAUUUUCCAUUAUUGGAACACUUUGAACUCAAACUCAGCAGAUCUACUUUUAAUAUAGAGGACGAACACCUAAACCUGGCAUCAUUACCCUUCUGGAAUACGGCUCUUUCGGAAAACAUACUGAGUUUAUCUUUAGUGAAUCUCAAUUACACUAAUCUUCUAACCAAUUUCUCUAUUGGAAGCACAAGUGUUUUCAAAGAAGUCAACUUAUUUUAUACACUUUUGCUGCAUUGCAAGAUCUUCAACGACCCGGAUGCUUCUCGGAAUGUCACCUACGUCAAUUUCUGCCUGAACAGUUUUGCAGCAUUACCAGAAUUCAGUAUGAACCCGGCAGAUUACAAGUCUGCUUUUAUUGUUGAUGAUUAUUACUUGAAGAGCAAAUCUCGUAUUUUUAAGAAGUUGUUCAACUUUUACAACUGUGAAACUUUAAUUAUUCCAGACUAUUUCUUCAACUGGAAGCCUUUCAUCAAGCUUCAGACAUCAUCACCUGAUAAGGGUGAAUUCUGUGUUGCUAAUUCAAUUCUUGAUAAUACGGAUUACUUAUUUGGCUAUUGCAAUUGUCCCUCUUGCGUUUCUGCUAGGAAGAUUCUUUUAAGGAAGACUGAAGAGGAGGGAGCGAUGGGGCAAACUCAAACCUUCUACAACUUCAUUGUGCUUCUACUUUUUGGAAGGAUUCCUAAUAUGGAAUGUAGGUCCCAACUAAACUUUUUUAGCAAUACCCUUCAAGACUCGGUUGAGAUUCUUGGAUCUGGAUAUAUGAAGUCUGACUUAGCCCAAGUUUUCCAUUUAAUUCUAGACAACUUGGUGCCUGAUCUUCGAGUGUUCAUCACGAGGCUGCCUAGACUACACGAGCUUUGUCUAGGUGGUUUCCUGUUCGAUAUUGAUAGGUCCGGAACAAACAGCGUAUCAAUCUCUGCACCACAAGAAAAUUGGUCUGUCAGAAUUUGA
Molecule: messenger RNA, 1458 nt
Organism: Brettanomyces nanus
Lineage: Eukaryota; Fungi; Ascomycota; Pichiomycetes; Pichiales; Pichiaceae
Exons: 1
Coding region: 1-1458 (485 amino acids)
Source: RefSeq, a predicted model, not a curated record